AUGCCAAUCGAGUACGCUGGCCUUUUAGGAGCAGCUUCAGCGCUUGCAGCCAGCUGCAAGGGCGCUGCUACUGUUGCAGGCGGCAACAAAGUGAUGGCGGCAGCGACGUCAGGAGCGUCCUUACUCAAAGGCGCAGGCCUAGCGCACCUUCUGCACUCCAAGGGGACUGCAGCAGCAGCCGCUGCAGUCGACGGUACAGCCGGAAGCUAUCAGCUGCUCGCCACUGCGGCUCAGCACGGCGGAACGACGGCAACAAGUGCAGCAGCGACAGGCAGCAGCACGACCAGCAGCACCGCAACAGGCCUCACCACGAAAUCAGCCGCUGCUGCAGCCACAAAAGCGCAUCUUUUCGCUUUGGGAAAGAAAGGCGCAGCAGCAAAUGGGGCUUCUGGAGCUGGUCACCCUGGAGGAGGUUCUUCUGGAGGAGGCACCUCAAGUACCCCAACUCACCAGGGAAGACCUCAACUGUCUCAGUCGCAUGGUGCUGCGCAUGGUUCAAAUGCCAGCGGUUCUGGAGCUCCCAGUAGCCAUGGUGCCUCAGGGGCCUCCUCCGGUACCUCUGAAAACCCCCCUCCCCAAGUUGGUAACACUGUCACAGUUACCAGAGACUUUACAGAGCCAGGAAACGGGGGGAUUGUUCAUCAUGUCACGCGCACAACAACAGUAUCCUCGAACGUUUUCGAACCCUAUUCACUGAUGAUGCUGCUCCCACCUAUUCUUCGGUGGAUAGCACCGAAAAGCCCUCCGGAGGACACCCAGGUGUCGGAAGACUCGCAACAGCCUCAAGAUUUUGAGGAGCAAGAAAAAAAAAGCGGUUUAGAAGGAGUCAGCGAAAUGAGCAUUCAGCAGCUCCAGGAUGUCGAGGUAAUACAUCAAGAAGAGGAACCUCACCCUCAACGCCAACAAAUAAACGGGUUUCUUAGCUGCAAAAGGACUGUGCGACGUGGCAACUCUCUGUCUCACGGGGAAGCAUGCGAAGGCUUUUUGUAA
Messenger RNA from Cyclospora cayetanensis, 990 nucleotides. RefSeq names its product spore coat protein SP96. Bases 1 to 990 code for a protein of 329 amino acids. The transcript has 2 exons. NCBI's taxonomy places the organism in Eukaryota, Apicomplexa, Conoidasida, Eucoccidiorida, Eimeriidae. The record is from RefSeq and is a predicted model, not a curated record.